This is a messenger RNA of Bipolaris sorokiniana ND90Pr, 1443 nucleotides long. RefSeq lists its product as uncharacterized. Gene Ontology annotation, biological process: cell redox homeostasis; cellular response to oxidative stress. Lineage: Eukaryota; Fungi; Ascomycota; Dothideomycetes; Pleosporales; Pleosporaceae. The coding region runs from base 318 to 1103 and encodes 261 amino acids. Gene Ontology annotation, molecular function: thioredoxin peroxidase activity. Gene Ontology annotation, cellular component: cytoplasm. The record is from RefSeq and is a predicted model, not a curated record. The transcript is spliced from 2 exons.
GUGAGGAGGCUGGACGACCUGGCCUUGGGCGUUAGAUCGCCAUGGGACACACCUCCUUGCUCUGCUGCUGAUAAGCACCUACUCAUUCACAGCGACAACUCUGGACUGCGGAUCGCGCCAUUGUUGAUUCUGCGACGGUGGUACUACAGGUUGCUUGUUCGUACACAUAGCCUUUAGCAAUUGUCCUACCUUGACUCCCACCUCCUCUAUCACUCAUCCCCGAGCUUUCCGCCGCCCAGCUCUUCCCCUAAUCGUGUUCGGCGCCCCCUCGCGACAUCAACGCGACCGCGACCCAACUCGCUACCCUUUUCCCCAUCAUGCCAGUCGAGCUCCGGAAGCGCAAGGCCGCGGCCCCAGCGCCAGCACCACCUGCAAAGAAAAAGGCACCCGCAAAGGCCAAGAAAGCCGACGGCGAGAAGACUGUCGUCGAAAAGGUCCAAGACGCGGUCGUCGAAAAGGCCGAAGCCGUCAAGAAAGCCGUUGUAAGCAAGACCAACGGCGCCUCAACUGCUAAAUCCAGCGGCGCGCCCAAAGUCGGCGACACAAUUGACCUCGCCUCAUUCGGCGGCGAAAUCGAAACCAACGAUGGUACCAAGACGUCGCUCGCGAAGCUCGUAGAAGAAAGCAAGGCCGGUGUAGUCCUAUUCACGUACCCCAAAGCCUCGACUCCGGGAUGCACAACCCAAGUCUGUCUCUUCCGCGACUCCUACACGCCUCUAACCGCAACCGGCCUCUCCAUCUACGGUCUCUCGUCCGACAGCCCCAAGGCAAACACCACCUUCAAGACCAAGCAGAAGCUGCCGUACUCGCUGCUGUGCGACCCCGCGCAGACCCUCAUUUCGGCCAUUGGGUUUAAGAAGGCACCAAGGGGGACGACUCGCGGCGUCUUUGUGGUUGAUAAGCAGGGUAAGGUGUUGGCGGCUGAGCCCGGUGGACCCGCCGCGACAGUUGAGGUUGUGAAGAAGCUUGUGGGGGACGCGGAGAAGGUGCCCGCGAAAGAGGAGGUGGAGGCGAAGGAGAAGGAGGAGGACAAGAAGGUUGCGGAGACAGCGGAUGAGGUUGCGGAUUCGGCGGCUAAGGUUGAUGCUCCCGCUGCUGCUUGAGGGAUUUGGUGCGAUGCAAGACGUUUUUCCGGGUAAUUGAAAGAGUUUGUGCUUAGUGACAGCGUGUGUUUUGUUGUUCUUUUUUUAGCUGGAAUAAUGAAUAUUUGAGAUUUGUGAUACAAGUGCUUGAAGCAUGUGUGAGUAGGUUUGCUAAUAUUAUUUUCUGGUAUUUGUAUCUUCAUAAUCUAGCUAUGUCCUCGGCCCCAGUUUUUGAGUCUUGUUCAUAUGUCAUAUGUAGAUAUGGGUAUUCGUUAGCUGUCUUGUUCGCUAGUUACACGUCUAUGAUACUACGUUUCCGCUGCUGUGAAGAGAUGAAGGUUUUUGGUAAGAUGAUAGUGGG